This is a messenger RNA of Capsella rubella, 840 nucleotides long. Its product is annotated as photosynthetic NDH subunit of subcomplex B 3, chloroplastic. Gene Ontology annotation, cellular component: mitochondrion. The transcript has 6 exons. Bases 100 to 624 code for a protein of 174 amino acids. Gene Ontology annotation, biological process: P450-containing electron transport chain. The record is from RefSeq and is a predicted model, not a curated record. Gene Ontology annotation, molecular function: 2 iron, 2 sulfur cluster binding. Lineage: Eukaryota; Viridiplantae; Streptophyta; Magnoliopsida; Brassicales; Brassicaceae.
CGGAAGUCCACGUAAUUCGCGGUUUGCACUUUAUCCCUCUAGUUUCGGGGAUCUUCGCCGGAGAUCGGAACCUAAAACGGGAAGAAUCAGCCGGGAGAAAUGACCUCACUAGGUUUCAACCUCGGCUUCUCAUUCUCUACUGUACAAAUUCAGCAGCAUCGAAAAUUUUCUGGAAGUGGAAGCGCUCGCGUUAUCUCCUGUAACAGCUCUUCUUCUUCUUCUUCUCAAGCACCAUCUCCGCAGCAGGAGAUUUCUGCAGCAACGCCUCCUUUGAUCGAGCUCGAGUUCUUCGGUCCGAAGCCGGGGAGCGACGGGUCGUAUCCGGUGGAUAAAGCCAAGGCUGUGAGUGGUCAGAAGCUUAUGAGAAGUAUUAUGCAGGACAACAAAAUCGAACUCUAUGCUGCUUACGGUAAAGUGAUGAACUGUGGAGGUGGAGGAAGCUGUGGAACUUGUAUUGUGGAGAUACUAGAUGGCAGAGAUCUUCUGAACGAGAGAACAGAUACCGAAAACCGGUAUCUGAAAAAGAAGCCAGAAUCUUGGAGACUCGCAUGUCAAACAAUAGUAGGGAACAAACAAAACUCAGGAAAGGUUGUGGUGCAGCGGAUUCCGCAGUGGAAGAAGUAAAACAAUGUAAAGGGUUAUUCGUUCAUCAUAUUUAUGUGUAUAUAACACAUCUCCGUAUUGUAUGUUGUCUCAUAUGAAUGGAAGAUUCUUUUCGUAAAACAACUUUGCUUGAGUUCUUGAAUAUGUUCAACACCUACUUGUAAAGCAACUGUCUGUUACUAGACAAUAUUGGUUGGUUACAGAGAUAUGAUAAAUAGUAAAAUCAAAUAACAGGAA